This is a messenger RNA of Rhopalosiphum maidis (corn leaf aphid), 678 nucleotides long. RefSeq names its product inhibitor of growth protein 4-like. Gene Ontology annotation, cellular component: nucleus. Bases 49 to 642 code for a protein of 197 amino acids. Gene Ontology annotation, biological process: regulation of DNA-templated transcription. NCBI's taxonomy places the organism in Eukaryota, Metazoa, Arthropoda, Insecta, Hemiptera, Aphididae. The record is from RefSeq and is a predicted model, not a curated record. The transcript has 5 exons.
GAAAUAUCUGAAUAUUUAAUCUCAACACUAUAUUUUCUUGACGAUGUAAUGGAAUGCAUUGAUGACCAAGCUAAACUGGUUGUUCAAGCUUUUGAUGAGGUCAGUGAAAAUAUGAGGCAAUUGACUUUAGGUAAAGCAAGGUUAGAAGAAAACAUUUAUAACAGAGCAAGUGGCGCAAAAAAUAUUGAAGAAGGCGUACAACAAAUCGAUGGAAUUUGGAACAAGCCGAGCACAUCAAGGGAAGAAAAAACAACUCCUUACAAAAUAUCUGAAAAGAAAAUAAUUCAAAAAGAAGUUGCAAAAAUGAAUAUUACAGCAACUAGCAAAACACCUUUAGUCGGUGUUAUUCAUCCAACAAAUGCUACCAAUAGUGUAGCCAAUGAUAAAGUAGAGACUGGUCCCCUGAAUGGUGCAUUAGACAAUGCUGGGGUUGCACAUUCGCCUGAAGAAUUAGACAUGCCUGUCGAUUCAAAUGAACAAACAUACUGUUUAUGCAAACAAGUUUCUUAUGGUAAAAUGAUAGCCUGCGAUAACUCAUGUUGCCCAAUUAAACGGUUCCAUUUUGGAUGUGUUAACGUAACUACCAAGCCCAAAGGAAAAUGGUUCUGUCCGAAAUGUAAAACAAACAAAAUGAAAAAAUAACUCAUUUUAAAAAUGGAUAAGUUUUUAAUUUUAUAC